GGUCAUCUUAAAUUUUGUGGAGAUUUCCAACUCGGCCAUGCUGAAACCACAGCAGCUCAGCUCCGCAGGGCGAAAAACCUCCAAUGGGACACCUGGGUCUGCAAAUGUGUCUUCCACGAUCAGCACCAGCAGUAGGACAACGGUUGGGAGGAGUCGGUCUGUGAAGCUUCCUUUUCAUGCAUCUCCUGUAUUUGAAGGAGUCUAUAAUAAUGCCCGGAUGCUCCACUUCCUCACAGCAGUUGUGGGUUCUACUUGUGAUAUCAGAGUGAAGAAUGGUAGUGCAUAUGAGGGCAUCUUUAAGACACUCAGUUCACGGUGUGAGUUGGCGGUGGAUGCAGUACACAGGCGUAGUGACGAAGAGGGGUCUUCAGCACCUCCCAGGAGAGAAGAAAUCACAGAAACUAUGAUAUUCAGCCCCACUGACCUCGUCACUAUGACUUGCAGAGAUGUAGACCUCAACUAUGCCACCAGAGAUUCUUUCACGGACACAGCAAUCAGUUCAGCUCGAACGAAUGGAGAACACAAAGAGAAGGUUCUGCAGAGGUGGGAUGGAGGAGACAGCAACGGAGAGAGCUAUGACCUGGAGACAGACACGUCAAACGGCUGGGAUCCGAAUGAGAUGUUCCGCUUUAAUGAAGAGACUUACGGCGUCAAGUCCACCUACGACUCCAGCCUGUCUAUGUAUACGGUUCCUCUUGAGCGCGAUGGCUCAGAGGGAUACAGACAGCGUGAGGCACGAGCCACUCGUCUGGCCAGUGAGAUUGAGUCCAGUCCACAGUACCGCCACAGGGUGGCGCUGGAGAACGAUGAGGGGAAAAGUGAAGAGGAGAAAUACAGCGCGGUGGCACGGGACAGAGAAGGAGGAGAGAGGGAGAGGGGGAGAGAAAGCCCUCGAGAGAGGGAGAAAGAACGGGGAAGAGACAGCCCCAGUAGUGGAAACAGGGAGGGUAAAUACAUUCCACUGCCUCAGAGAGCUAGAGAAAUGGGCAUGUCUGGUAGCAGCACAAGAGACCGAGGAGAAAGAGAGAGAGGGAAUCGCAUCGGGGGAAAUUACAUCCCAAAUCGCUCCACUCCGCCUAGCUCUUCUCCCCGCCCUCCGUUACCUCCAGCUGGGUCUCAGGCAUCACCUUUGUCUGAGAGCAGUAGCCCUCAGUCCAGCAGGGGGCGCUAUUCGCCGAACACUCCCUCCUCAAGAUCCGGCGAACCUCUUCCCGCUGGGUCUCCCAGCAGUCCUACCACCUCACACACACCAGCCCACUCUUCAGUCCCACACUCCCACUCUCUACCUCAUUCUCUGUCUGAUGCAGCGAGGCCUGUCAACGGGGUGUCAUCCAGAACUUCUCCAAAAGCACAGAGACCCUUACAAUCCAACAGAACAACCCGCAUCUCCAAUACGCACUCACAAACCUCUACCACUUCUCGUUCCCCAAAAUCUGACAUUCCAGCUCAGGAUUCCACCCUCUCCAGCACCCCAUAUGUGAACACUACAUCUGUCUCCAUGUCAAAACCAAAGUCUUCUGGCCCUGCCCCUUUGUUUCCUGUGGAUGUGAAUGAAAUCCUCAGCUCAGCUGGUAAAGAUAAAACAGUGGAGACUCCAUCAAGCCCAGAGGAGGCCGUGAGUAGCAAAGCUCCCUCUGUCCAGCAACGAUCUCAAAUUGAAGAGCUAAAGAAAUUUGGAAAAGAAUUCAGACUCCAGUCCAGUGCUGGCAGUCCCAGUUCUCCCAGCUCAACAAUGGCAGCCACACCAGAGUCACCCAGUAUCAUGCAGACCAGUGCAGCAAAACCAUCUACCACAAAAGUACCAAGUCCAGUCCCCGAGACCAAACCGAACUCUGUCCAGAGUCCCUCCACCCUCUCUCAAGUCCCAGCGUCACCUGCGGAAGAGCCUAAGAAAGAGAAAGAGAGCCCGCCUGCUAGCAAUCCUCCUGCUUCAGAUAGACAGUCACCAUCCACACCCCAGCCUGCCAGGACGCCUAACACGCAGGACCCCAAACAGGAGACAAGAGUGGAGGGGGUGACAGAGCAAGUGAAGAAAUCCACUUUGAACCCCAACGCCAAAGAGUUCAACCCCAACAAACCCCCUCUGGCCAUGUCCAAGCCCACGUCUGCCCCUACGCCCCCCCGGCCAACACCCCUGAGCUCCUCUAUGGUCCUGCAACCAGGACAGGGUCCCAUCUACACCCCUCCUUACCUGAGCUACGUCUCACAGAUACAUCCCGUACGGGCCCCUCAGAUAUAUCAGUAUACUAUGUCAACAGUGAGUCAGGGGAAAUAUCCCAGAGCUCCCAAAGGUUCAGUGGUGGGUCCUCGGUCAGACCACGGUUCAUCAGCUCCACCCAUGCUACAGGCGGCGGCCUCAGCAGCAGGAGCCUCACUCGUGGCCUCCCCCUUCCCUCAGUCGUACCUUCAGUACAACCCCCAGCAGUACAGCCAGCAUCAGGUCAUCCAGACCAUGAGUCCCUAUGGACAGCCAAUGCACCCUGUGUUGCAGGGUGGGCCACGCAUGGUGAGUCAAGGAGGAGCUCAUCCUCAGGCACUUGGUUCCCCUGCUGGUCCCCAGUUUCCUGCACAGACUGACGGCCCCCAGGGUCCACAGCAAGGACUGUACGCUCAAUCAUUCUCUCACCACUCAGGGACUGUUCAUCCUCCUCAGCCCUCCGGCACACCCACAGGCAGCCAACCUGCCCCACAACACGCAGCCCCCAGCCCUGGACAGCCGGCACAGUCCGGCCCUCAGCCGCAAUCUCUGUACCACUCUGGCUCUCUGUCAGCGCCUACACCACCGAACCUGCCCCCUGGACAUAGCUCUCCACAGGCCUCCUACCCCCUGCAGGGCUAUAGCAUACAUGGCCAUCAGGGCAUCCCACAUACAUACCCCACCCUGAGCCAGCUUGCACAGGCUCAUGUUCCUGGGCCGAUGUCAGGCCCCCAUCACUCCGGGACCCACGGGCCCCCACAGGUGGUGAUGCUGCAUGCUCCACCCCCCCAGGCUGGCCCUGGAUCUGGCCCUCAGCACCCCCAGCAUGGCCCACAGCAAGGCCCUCCACAACAUUUUGCUUACAUUGGACACCCACAGGCUGUGCAGGUGCAGGGACACCCACCACAACAAAUUACAUUCCAUCCUCCCGGAAACUGA
Messenger RNA from Chanos chanos (milkfish), 3136 nucleotides. RefSeq names its product ataxin-2-like protein. Gene Ontology annotation, cellular component: cytoplasmic stress granule. The record is from RefSeq and is a predicted model, not a curated record. Gene Ontology annotation, biological process: cytoplasmic stress granule assembly. Lineage: Eukaryota; Metazoa; Chordata; Actinopteri; Gonorynchiformes; Chanidae. The coding region runs from base 38 to 3136 and encodes 1032 amino acids. Gene Ontology annotation, molecular function: mRNA binding. The transcript is spliced from 23 exons.